GCAACCCUACCCCUGCUGAGAUUGCUGAAGACAGGGCCAGAAGGUCAGAGAUCUAGCUUCCUGAGGCACAAGGAUCAUGGAUUCCCCACACCCACGGGAGGAAGCCUGGGGCGCCUGUCAUUCAGUGCUGCCUUGGGUGGAGUACCCUCGAUGCCCGGAGGACCCUUCCUGUCACCGCCCCACUCCAUGCAGCAUCCUUCAUUGCAAAAUUGCCCAGAAGGGAAGUGAGGGAGGUUGGUGGGAGGAAGAGACGUGGGGAGAGGACUAGGGUUCGUCAGAGAAGGAAAGAGAGUGACAAACCAAGGUUAUAUAAACUCGCAGAGGCCGCGAAAGAGUUGGGAACCACCCGCGCGCGGAGCCUGGAAGCCAGGGCUCCAGGCUACAUAGCAAAGAAGCCGCAAACUUCCUUGAGCUUUCAGCUGGUGCGGGGGCUCUGCAGACCUAUCGGCCAUGAAGCGCGCGCCUUGCCUGCUGCUGCUGCUGACCGUGGUGCCGCUACUGCGAGCCUCGGAGGACACGCCAGAGCCCUGCGAGCUGGACGAUGAAGAUUACCGCUGUGCCUGCAACUUCACGGAUCCGGAGCCCGAUUGGGCCAGCGGUUUACAGUGUAUGGUUGCCCUUGAGGUGGAGCUCCGUGCCGGUGGCCGCAGCUUGGAGAAGCUUCUAGAGCGCGCCGACAUGAACCCACAGCAUUACGCUGACGUAGUCAAGGGUCUGCGCUUACGGAGGCUCACUGUCGGCGCUGCCCGGGUUCCUGCCCGGCUCCUGUUCGCCGUCCUGCGUGCGCUCGGUUAUUCCCGCCUUAAAGAACUGACGCUCGAGGACCUAGAGGUAACUGGCUCGUCGCCGCCGCCGCUUCUGGAAGCCACCGGGCCUGCACUCUCCACCCUCCGCCUCCGCAAUGUGUCGUGGGCGACCGGGGGUGCCUGGCUCGCUGAGCUGCAGCAGUGGCUCAAGCCUGGCCUCAAGAUACUGAGCAUUGCGCAAGCACAGUCGCUGGCCAUUUCCUGCGAACAGCUCCGCGCCUUCCCGGCACUCACCACCCUAGACCUGUCGGACAACCCUGGACUGGGCGAGCGCGGGCUGACCGCCACCCUCUGUCCGCACAAGUUCCCGGUCCUCCAGGAACUCGCGCUGCGCAACUCGGGGAUGGAGACGCCUACCGGCGUGUGCACCGCGCUGGCGGCGGCCGCUGUGCAACCCCACCGCCUAGACCUCAGCCGCAACGCGCUGCGCGCCACCGCACACCCCGGCGCACCCCGGUGCACCUGGCCCAGCAAGCUGAGCUCUCUCAACCUGUCCUUCGCUGGGCUGGAGCAGCUGCCUAAGGGACUGCCGGCCAAGCUUAGCGUGCUGGAUCUCAGCUGCAACAGGCUGAACAGGGCGCCACGGCCAGACGAGCUGCCCGAGGUGGGAAACCUGACACUGUUCGGGAAUCCCUUUUUGGACCCUGGAGCCCCUAAACCCCACGAGGACCUUCUAAACUCCGGCGUGACCCGAAUCUGUGCGCAUUCGCCCCUGGCCGUAGGAAUUCUGGCGCUUCUCCAAAGGGUCCGGAGCUUAGCUUAAGACCAGGCAAGAAGAGUGAAUGAGUUAGGUUGCCCUGACUUAGGGAGAGGCCUGUCAGGACAUCUCGGCCAACCAAUCCUCUGUCCCACUGUAGUAAAAUCUUAAGCAGUGUGCCCGUGUCGUUCAUUCAACAGAUUCUGCUGAUGUCUGCUAUGUGCUGGGCACAGUAUGGGGGGAAGGGCGAGGGGGAAUUCAUCAUACUUAGACGUCCUUCAUCCUAACUUCCUAGGUGCCUUACCCCUCUUCAUCAAAGAAAGAACUUCAGGAUCAGAAGGGGCAGGGGAACGGUCUUUUGGCUAAGGCUGGCAGAGGGGAAGACAAUACUUCUAGAAUGUGUGCGUAUUGGACCUUUCUAAGCAGAUUACUGACACC
Molecule: messenger RNA, 1941 nt
Organism: Choloepus didactylus (southern two-toed sloth)
Lineage: Eukaryota; Metazoa; Chordata; Mammalia; Pilosa; Megalonychidae
Product: monocyte differentiation antigen CD14-like
Exons: 2
Coding region: 451-1569 (372 amino acids)
Biological process (GO): toll-like receptor 4 signaling pathway; positive regulation of type II interferon production; positive regulation of type I interferon production
Cellular component (GO): lipopolysaccharide receptor complex; membrane raft; external side of plasma membrane
Molecular function (GO): lipopolysaccharide binding
Source: RefSeq, a predicted model, not a curated record